UUUUGGGGGUUGGGGUAGAGCAGAUAGAGUCAUGCAUGUCAUGCGUCGCCUUAAGAGCAUUGCUUCUGGCCGCUCAUCCAUUUCUGAUCCCGGUGGGGAUUCUGGAACAAAAAGGGCAAAAGUUGAUCAAGAAGUAGAGCAGAAUGUUACUGGGGAAUCUCACUCAAUGGAGAAAUCAACCACAGAGCUUGAGCAGCACAUGGCUUCUACUACUCUUGAAGCUACUGCAGGGACAUCUGAUAUUUCUGCUAUUUCUGAGACUGAAAAGUCUGGUUAUGAUCUGCUUCCAAAAGAAAUGCAUGAAAUGAAGAUAAGAGAUGAUAAUGCUGAUGGCCAUGAUGAGAAGCAGGAUAUAGAAGCUACUCUGGUGAAUGGUAAUGUUGCAGAGACUGGUCAGAUAAUUGCAACAACAAUAGGUGGUCGAAAUGGUCAGCCAAAACAGACAAUUUCAUAUAUGGCAGAACGUGUGGCUGGCACUGGUUCAUUUGGCGUUGUCUUUCAGGCAAAGUGCCUAGAAACAGGUGAAGCAGUUGCUAUAAAAAAGGUCUUGCAAGACAAGAGAUACAAAAACAGAGAACUCCAAAUCAUGCAGUUGCUUGACCACCCUAAUGUGGUUAAGCUGAAGCAGUGUUUCUAUUCUACUACUGAAAAGGAUGAGGUGUACCUUAACCUUGUCCUGGAGUUUGUGUCUGAGACAGUUUAUCGAGUUUCAAAGCACUAUACCAGAACGAGUCAACAUAUGCCCCUUAUAUAUGUGCAGCUUUAUACUUACCAGAUCUGCCGUGCACUUAAUUACAUUCAUAGCGUUAUUGGCGUGUGUCAUCGUGACAUUAAACCACAGAACUUAUUGGUUAAUUCCCAGACUCAUCAACUAAAACUAUGUGAUUUUGGAAGUGCAAAAAUGUUGGUGCCAGGUGAACCAAAUAUAUCAUACAUUUGUUCACGGUAUUAUAGGGCACCUGAACUGAUCUUUGGCGCUACAGAAUACACAACAGCAAUUGAUAUGUGGUCUGUUGGUUGUGUACUAGCUGAGCUUCUCCUAGGACGGCCUCUGUUUCCUGGGGAAAGUGGUAUUGAUCAGCUGGUGGAAAUUAUAAAGGUUCUGGGGACACCAACCAGAGAAGAGACCAAGUGCAUGAAUCCAAACUACACAGAGUUCAAGUUUCCCCAGAUCAAAGCACACCCGUGGCAUAAGGUCUUUCAGAAGCGGAUGCCUCCUGAAUCAAUUGAUCUUGUAUCGAGGCUGCUCCAGUAUUCACCAAAUUUGCGUUGCACUGCUUUGGAGGCAUGUGCACAUCCGUUCUUCAACGAAUUGAGAGAUCCAAAUGCACGCUUGCCAAAUGGAUGCCCUCUUCCUCCAUUAAUCAACUUCACACCCCAAGAACUAGCCGGUGCAUCUCCUGAGCUGCUUCAGCGUCUCAUUCCUGAGUAUGUGAAGAAAUAAAAUUCUCAACUGCCGGUAUGAUUCUGGUAGUAGUUACUAUGUAUGGGCUUAGAGGUCAAAUGGCCUGUAUUGGCCUUGUUGCUUGCUGUGCUUGCCCCGGUUCAAAGCCCGCACAGCCUUCAUCCUGGAGAUAGGACAUGGUGAAGGAAGGCAGACAAUGAAGAUAGUUUGUAGGCGAUGGGAGAUGGUCUGUUUCAAACGAAGGUUCUGAAUGAAUUGACAGAGUUAUGAGGUGCACAGAAUGCAAAUUGUGACUGUGCAUGCCGCAAUUUAUCUAUACCAUGUAUUAUUGUUACAUAACCAAAGUGGAGACACAAGUACACACACCUGCCAAAUC
This is a messenger RNA of Telopea speciosissima, 1781 nucleotides long. RefSeq names its product shaggy-related protein kinase theta-like. The coding region runs from base 32 to 1444 and encodes 470 amino acids. Gene Ontology annotation, cellular component: cytoplasm. Gene Ontology annotation, molecular function: ATP binding; protein serine/threonine kinase activity. The transcript is spliced from 14 exons. The record is from RefSeq and is a predicted model, not a curated record. Gene Ontology annotation, biological process: signal transduction; protein phosphorylation. Lineage: Eukaryota; Viridiplantae; Streptophyta; Magnoliopsida; Proteales; Proteaceae.